Molecule: messenger RNA, 2167 nt
Organism: Hydractinia symbiolongicarpus
Lineage: Eukaryota; Metazoa; Cnidaria; Hydrozoa; Anthoathecata; Hydractiniidae
Product: phosphatidylinositol transfer protein alpha isoform-like
Exons: 1
Coding region: 100-936 (278 amino acids)
Biological process (GO): phospholipid transport
Cellular component (GO): cytoplasm
Molecular function (GO): phosphatidylcholine intramembrane carrier activity; phosphatidylinositol transfer activity; phosphatidylinositol binding
Source: RefSeq, a predicted model, not a curated record
CCAUACAAGUAACACUAAAGGUCUUUCGCCAUCAUAGUUCUCGGCUGGCCUGUAGUAUAUCAGGGAAGGAAAAUAUAGCUAAGUGGCUAAAUUUUUGUCAUGGCUGAUGAACCAAAAUUAAGCAGCGUCAUUCGUGAAUAUCGUGUUGUUCUUCCUUUAUCAGUGGAUGAAUAUCAUAUAGGACAGCUUUAUGGUGUUGCCGAGGCCAGUAAGAACGAAACAGGAGGAGGGGAAGGUAUCGAAGUUGUCAAAAAUGAGCCAUUCGAAGGACUUAUACAGGGUGAAGGAAGUGGAAAGGUAUGGCAAGGUCAGUAUACCUACAAAAUUAUUCAUUUAUCAAGCAAAGUUCCAAAAUUCGUCAGACUUCUUGCUCCAAAGGGGUCUUUAGAAAUGGUAGAAGAAGCAUGGAAUUGUUAUCCAUAUUGCAUGACAAGGUAUUCUAAUCCAUAUAUGAAGGAGAGUUUUCAUAUAAUUAUUGAGACCCGUCAUGAAUCCGGUACUGGCGAUAUAGAAAAUGUUCACCAUCUUUCUCAAAAAGAAUUGGCAAAACGUCAGGUAGACAAAAUUGAUAUAGCUAAUGAUCCGUGUGAUCCUCGUGAUUAUAAAAUAGAUGAAGAUCCUGCUAAAUUUAAAUCCGAGAAAACUGGUCGUGGUCCUUUAAGUGGAAAAGAAUGGGAGAAAUCCCAAGAUCCUGUUAUGUGCUGCUAUAAAUUAUAUCGCAUUGAGUUUAAGUGGUGGGGCCUCCAAACAAAGGUGGAAAAUUUAAUUGUUAAAUCUGUAAGACGACUCUUGUUUAACUUUCAUCGUCAAGUUUUUUGUUGGAUAGAUAAAUGGUUCGGAAUGACAAUUGAAGAUAUCCGAGAGUUAGAAGCACAGACAAAGAAAGAAUUAGAUGAAAUGAGGCAAACCGGUACAGUAAAAGGCAUGUCAGAAUAAUGUACAUAAUGGCAUUUCGUUACAAAAGCUUGAUAAUAAGCAUACACCAUGGAUUUUAAUAAUAGGUGUAAAUUACAUUAAAAUUGAUUUAAAAAAUUGUGAAAUUUGGGGAACUAUUUAAAGAGUGCUUCACUUUAGUUAUUCAAGCUAAUAGACAACAUUUUAGGUCAUCUAUAUCUAAAAGUUUAUUCAUUGUGAAACCUCACUGGUGUAUCAUCACAUUUUACUUCGAUAAAAUACUCUCUCAGUAAAAAUAAUAUUGAUUUUCCCUUUUGUGGCUCAAGGCCAAAUUUAGUCAUCAAUAAGCAAGGGAAUUAGGUCAAAAACCACUUGAAAGACUUAUUUGAUAAAAGGGAAAUAGGAGAAGUAAAGUAAGAAAUUCUAUUAUCCACAUGUCCACCACAUCCCGCAUUUCAGUUUGAAGCUAUAAAACAAUGAAUAAAUUUUUAUACAUAGAUGGCCUUUCAGAUGUUUCCAGUAAAUGUUAUAUAGACUGUGACUUCUCUGCUUUGUAUUUUAUACCUACUUUAUUCCAAUUUUUCACACUAUUCUCAUUCCUAAUUUCUAUAGUAUUGUGACAAAACUUUAUACACAGCACAGUUCAUUGAUAAAAAUUGCAAGCUCUAUAUCAUGUAAAGUCACUAGGAGAUAAGCAUAUUUUUUUGGAUUUUAUUAAUAGGUAAGCUUCUUGAAUCAGCCAGGUAUUUUUUCACUAACACAAACGUUUUUUAAAUACUAUAUCAUAGAAAAUUACAAAGUAAACACAAACAUCAGAUAUUUACACUGCUGAUUCAUGUUGAAAAUGUCUUUGCAAUAUAACUUGCAAUAUUACUUAAAGCAACUGCUUCAUCAAUGUGUUUACGCUCUUGGAAGGUUUGUCCGCAAAUCCAAACACAUUCUCAAUUCUUGAAAUUUUUCCUAUUUCGAACAAAGUUCCUGUCUUUUUUUGUUAAUUCAAAAUAUUAUGUCUCUCGCUUGUUAGAAUUAAAGGAUGUAUUGAAAAAUCAACUGAGUAUAAAGGAGAAGGUAUUUGUUCAAUAGCAUAUAUUCUACUACUUUCUAUCUUUUAAGUACUUUUUGAACUGCUUGUAAAUUUUUAUAGUGACUAUAUAAAUCUUUUGGAUAAAUCUCUCCCAGGACAAAGGAGAAAUAAAUAUUUUAUUUGUGAAUUACAUGACGCAUAUUUUGGACAUGUUUUUUGCUAGUCAAAUAUAAUCAAUGUCUUUUUCUA